AAUAAAUUAGAAAAGCCCGCCAUACCUAACCUAAAAUGCUUCUCUCAAAUUCACGCACUCUCAGUCUUCAUACCAAGAAAGCCCCUGAAACUGUUACCAAAUUACGAAAUUAGUAAACUCAGAAAUCAUUGCAGAGUGUAAAAAAGGAAAUCCAAUCCCUCACCGUACUCCAUUUCAUCGAUCUAUCUCGCCGAAACUCGGAAACCAGACACCAUGUCAACCGGAGAAACGGCCUGCCGGUCGCCUCUUUACAAGCCGAUCAGCCAACUCACGGAGGAUGAUAUUUCUCAGGCCACUCGCGACGAUUGCCGCCGUUACCUCAAAGAGAAAGGGAUGCGGAGACCGUCGUGGAACAAAUCGCAGGCGCUUCAGUAGGUCAUCUCACUGAAAACUCUUCUCGAAACGACGUCGGAUUCGGAAACUGCCGAAGCUUCCAAGAAACUUUACAUUCCCUUACCCGAAAAUCCUUCUCGUUUCGUCUCUGAUUCAACCGUUCUACCGAACGAAACGUCGCAGCAUAACGGGAUCUCAGUUCCGGUAAACGAAUCCGUUCCUCGUACCCGUCCAGAUUCCAUGACAUUUAGAUUUUCCGACGAAAAAUCAGUUCGAAACGCCGUAUCCGGUGGUGACUCUGUUUCUCUAAGGCGGAAAAAUUCUCAACUGUCCAGAACGGCGAGAGUAGCAAAAGAGCCAGCAGAACAGAUGACAAUUUUUUAUUGUGGGGAAGUGAAUGUCUAUGAUAAUAUGCCUGGUUAUCAGGCAGAAGCAAUCUUUCAAUUUGCUGCAAGCCAGGUCCUAUUUCCGCAGGAAACUCUAGUUGAUCAAAAGACUGCACCAUUGUCCAUUCCAUACCAUGUACAGGCUGCAGGUAAGGUGGCAGAAAACUGUCAAUUUCCUCAAGAAGAUAGCAAUGCAUCUUGUGAUGACAGUCUUGGUAAAUGCUCCCCUCUAAUUAUCUCAUAAAUUCUAUCCUUUUCCUUUAAUGGGUGGGGGUGCUGAUGUGUACUUCUUAAAAACAUCUCAUAUCCCCUUUAUGUAGGUGCUUAGCAGCUCUUUAUGAGUAAAUGUUUGAGGUAAUGGAUAUGACUCAUGUCAUAUUUUGGGCACAAGUAUUCAUUGGAUGCAUAUUUUUUGGGCUUGUUUAGAUUUUAGCAUCUUGGUCAGAACUUGUCUUUUCAGCAUUAAGCCAUUGAAUAAUACACACUGUAUCUUUUUAAGUACUUGAACUGCAGCAAGUACAAACAAUUGUGAUACC
Messenger RNA from Hibiscus syriacus, 1255 nucleotides. Its product is annotated as protein TIFY 4B-like. Bases 574 to 963 code for a protein of 129 amino acids. The transcript is spliced from 6 exons. The record is from RefSeq and is a predicted model, not a curated record. NCBI's taxonomy places the organism in Eukaryota, Viridiplantae, Streptophyta, Magnoliopsida, Malvales, Malvaceae.